UCUUCAGAAAACAAACCUGAACCACGAGACAGUAAUCGUUCACUUCUAACGGAGCUUCAACAGGCUGAAUCUUCCGGUGCAGGGACUGGGAAAGAAUCAGACUCGACAGCCGCUGUUCUAUUAGAAAAAGUACCCAAAUUUAAAACAAAAGUGGCAGAAAUAAAGUGGAAAUUGAACAAGGCACGAAAGAAACUGAAAAUUGCCAAGCAAUAUGUAACACUCGCUGAUAAGGUUUCACUAAUGAGAAAAAAAGGAAAAGGUGCCAGUAAAGAUGUCAAGGAUAUAAUACGGAAGGCAGAGAUUGCCUUGGUCCACGCUGGUGAACACAUGGGUCUCGAUUACGUUCAUUUUUAG
Messenger RNA from Pocillopora meandrina, 354 nucleotides. NCBI's taxonomy places the organism in Eukaryota, Metazoa, Cnidaria, Anthozoa, Scleractinia, Pocilloporidae. The record is from the annotation of a GenBank genome assembly.